GUAACGCGGAGCACUGACGGCGGAAUUUGGUCGCGAAAACAGCGAAACUGACAAAUUGGACCCGCAUGUCGGGCUGACAUGGCGUGCGUAUGUGGACAAUAUGCUGACUUGGACAAUAGGCCAGAGUGCCGCUGCCAUGGAGAAGCGGACUCCUGUUCGUCGGCCUGGGCGCACGGCGGGCUGGGUGCUCCUCGUCGGCCUGGGCGCGCGGUGGGGCUGGGCGCUGCUCGUCGGCCGACGCGGCGAGGCUGGGCGCGCGGCGGGCUGGAUGCUCCUCGUCGGCUUGGGCGCGCGGCGGGGCUGGGCGCGGCUCGUCGGCCGGCGCGGCGAGGCUGGGCGCGCGGCGGGCUGGAUGCUCCUUGUCGGCCUGGGCACGCGGCGGGGCUGGGCGCUGCUCGUCGGCCGGCGCGGCGAGGCUGGGCGCUGCUCCUCGUCGGCCUGGGCACGCGGCCGCCGGCGCUCCAUGGAGAGGCGGACGUGCUAGCUACUCGCUCUCUC
This is a messenger RNA of Triticum urartu, 498 nucleotides long. The record is from RefSeq and is a predicted model, not a curated record. Lineage: Eukaryota; Viridiplantae; Streptophyta; Magnoliopsida; Poales; Poaceae.